AUGUCCGACACCGGCACAAAAAAAGCUGGUUUUCAGCUCCUUCGUCCUCGUCUUGGGUGCGACGCCAGCAUUUGCAGGAGGCCCAAAAAACACCUCUUCUCCAAUUUCCACCCCAAGCCCAAACCCACAACUUACCGCAAGCACCAAAAUUACCUACUUCUCCAUCGUCGUCGCCGCCAACACGCAGUCAUCGUAUUACUACUACCACUCUUCUUCCUCCACGUCAUCGUACAGCAGCAGCAUUGCCACCACGGCGGCGACCUUCUCCCCCGCUGCUGCAACGGACAAAGACGACGAGGGGAAUCGUGUCGGAGGACGUCGAUGUUGCAGAUGAUCUUGGAGAAGCAUAUUUACUCGCGGGACGACCUCAGAGAGCUCCUCAACUGCUUCCUCCAGCUCAAUUUGCCUUACCACCACAGCAUCAUCGACCGUGCCUUCUCCCAGAUCUGGAAUAGGGUUUUCUCCUCCUCCACAGCGAAGUCUCUUGCUGCCGCCGGCGCCGGAGGGAGUGGUUUAAUGUCGAAGCCGCUGCUAAUGCCGCCGUACCAGGACGAUUGGGGUUUGGACAACUGCUACCGCCGCAUUGGGAAGGGAAUAAGGGAGAUUGACGGCAUCAUCGAUGAUGAAGAAGAUGAGGAUAUAGGGCGCGUAACGACAAAACGGUGUAGAAAAUUGUGA
Messenger RNA from Linum trigynum, 678 nucleotides. The record is from the annotation of a GenBank genome assembly. Lineage: Eukaryota; Viridiplantae; Streptophyta; Magnoliopsida; Malpighiales; Linaceae.